ACUCUUGCUGUACAACAUCAUUGCAUGUCAUGAAACCAGAGGCAAGUAGGGUUUUGUAGAUUUUGAAGAGCAAGUCCAGGAAGUCGCGCCAAAUGAUAUGAGAGAAACGCAGCUUGAAAUAAGGCAACAUUUUGACUUUUAGUUAGGGAUUGGAAGUACAUCUCCAGUUUUGUGACCGACUAUCUGUUUGUUGGUCCUCACUUGGACUGCCCUGCCUGGUGUGUUGCCGCACACACCCUAACUCCUAGACAUGGCAGGUCUCCUUGGGCUCAAGGUCGUGCUGCUUUGGGCUGGGAUCAUCUGUCUGGCCAACUGUGCUGAUAACAAAAAUGAGUCAGCCCCCUCACCUACACGCACUGUGGCAACAACAAUUGCCACAGCUUCAAUCACCACAGUUGUCCCCAGUUCUUCACUCACCUUGUCACCCCCCACCUCAAACACCUCAUUUCAGACAAAGCUUUCAACCACCAUAACUGGCAUCCUCCCUACAAGCACCUCAGAUCUGAGCUUACCUGCAUCCACUUCACCCAGCACACCUUCUAUCCCUCAGACAAACACCCAGAACCAGGCCGCUCCUACACUCAACAACCCCAACACCACAAAGGCAGAUAGCGCCGCAGAUGAGUCAGCCACCUCACCCUCACUCACUGAGGCAACAUCGAAUGCCACAGCUUCAGAUACCAAAGCUGUCCGCAAUUCUUCACUCACCUCGUCACCCUCCACCUCAAAUACCAAAAACCAUUCUUCCACCAUAACUGAUACCUCAGAUCAGAGCUUACCCGCACCCACCUCCUCCACCACAAGUGUUGUCCCUCAGAACCAGACUACUACUCCACUCAAACAGUCCAACACCACAGUGGCAGCUCCGACCACAGCAGGCAAUCAAACAACUGCUGGACCAUCCCCAACAUCUCCACAGUGUUUUUACCAAGUUCAACUCAUCCCGGGUGGCUUCUUGAUCAACAUGACGAAUUCUCCCGCUGGAAACUACAAUAUUACCAUUACUGAAAACAACCAAACAGUGAAACAAGAAAAUGUUUUUGUCUCCAAUGAAACCUCAACACAUGAAAUCAAACAUCUGAAGCCCUGUACUGAAUAUGAGCACAGCGUUGUCCGUGCUGAUAGACAAAUAACCUGCAACAGCGAUGCAAAUAAAGCUAAAACACAAUGGAAUGAUGAUAUUAAAGAAAUCAGCAACACUUCUGGAUAUGUUUGUUACCAAAGCGCCUGGAACCUCGACUCUUCAGUGUCAACACCAAAAAAUCAUCGAUAUGAACAAAGAGAAGAUGGAAAAUUCUGUUUCAAACUUGCUGAUGAGGAUUUUUGCUCAGAUUUUAACAUAACCUUCACUCCAGAAAACUGUAAUGUGACCUUUAAUCGCACCAGAUACAUUUCUGUUGAUUUCAUUGAUCCAAAUGCCAUCGUUCAGCAUGAACCCACAGGACUUCCUGCAAAAAUAGAACCAAAGUUACUUUCAAACUGUAAAAACGUCAUGGUGGAUUACACCUGUUCAGAAAGUGGAAAAGUCAAUCAGUUCAUAAAACUUUCUGAUGUGGAGCCCUUCACAAACUACACCUGUACUGGUCUGAUCCAGCACAACAGUGUCUCCAUAAAAACUCUGCGUCUCCAGUUUCAGACCAUAUGUGAUCUCACAAUAACGGAUAAAAAGGUUCAUAGAACCAAUACUUCCACUGAGCUGACAUGGAAAACAACCAGUAACAACUGUAAAGGUUUUCCCCAAAACUUUACGAGGUUUAGUUAUACUUCUUACUGCCCUAAGCCCCCUGGUACAGGACCAUGCAAAAGUAUCAAACCUGAUGGAGGAAAGUGUGAACUUACUAGACUGAGUCCUUACACUGAUUACACAUGUGAAAUCCAGCCCACCUACAACGACAGCAAAGUUUCCAAACCAGAGACAUUUACCUGGAAAACUGAGCCUGGAACACCAGAAACUGUCACAAUCCGCGAAGUGUCUAAUCCAGAGAAUAAUGUGAUCAAAAUAUCCUGUACUCAUAACACCAAAAAAUUUUAUGGACCUAAACAUGAAUACAUAGCACAUCUUGUUGGUGGCAGCACAAAAAAUGAAACAUCAUGUGAUUUUGAAUUCAAAGACCUGAGUUACCUUAAAACCUACACACUGGAGGUGGUUGCUUUCAAUGGAGUGUUAAAGAGCAAACCUGUAACAAAACAAGUUCACACUCGUUAUAAUGACAAAGCUGUCAUUGGGUUUCUGGUCUUCCUCAUCAUCCUCACCUCUGUGGCUCUUCUUGUGGUCGUCUACAAGAUCUACAUUUUAAGAAGCAGAAAGUCCCAUGACCAGAAUGAAAACUUGAGGCUUAUUGACAGAGGAAGUGAUGAAGAUAAUCUACUGCUCGUUGAGCCGAUUUCAUCAGAGGUGCUGCUGGAAACUUACAAGAGGAAACUUGCUGAUGAAGCGAGACUUUUCCUGGCUGAGUUUCAGAGUAUCCCCAGAAUUUUCUCAAGAUACACAGUGAAAGAGGCCAAAAAGGCUUGCAAUGGCCCCAAAAACCGCUACGUGGACAUCCUGCCAUAUGAUUAUAACCGCGUCCAGCUGACCACAGGAAAUGGAGAUGCGGGAUGUGACUACAUCAACGGCAGCUUCAUUGAUGGAUACAAGGAACCAAAGAAGUACAUUGCAGCUCAAGGGCCAAAGGAUGAAACUGUGAGUGACUUCUGGAGGAUGGUCUGGGAGCAGCAGUCCUCUAUUAUCGUCAUGGUGACACGUUGUGAGGAAGGAAACAGGGUCAAGUGUGCGCAGUACUGGCCCUCUCCGGAACGGGAGACUGAAAUUUUCGAGGAGUUCAUAGUGAAGCUAACCUCAGAGGACCACUGCCCAGAUUACACCAUCCGCCAUCUGACCCUGACUAACAAGAGGGAAAAGAAUUCAGAGAGAGAAGUGACUCACAUCCAGUUCAUGAGCUGGCCAGACCAUGGCGUCCCGGGAGAACCUCAACUCCUCCUGAAGCUGAGACGCCGCGUCAAUGCUUUCAAGAACUUCUUCAGUGGUCCCAUUGUUGUUCACUGCAGUGCUGGAGUCGGCAGGACAGGCACCUACAUCGGCAUCGAUGCAAUGAUGGAGGGUCUGGAGGCAGAAGGCAGAGUGGAUAUUUACGGUUAUGUGGUCAGACUCCGCAGACAGAGAUGUCUCAUGGUCCAAGUAGAGGCCCAGUACAUCCUGAUCCACCAGGCCCUGCUGGAGUACAACCAGUUUGGAGAGACAGAGAUUACUCUGGCUGAGCUGCACAGCACAAUAAAAGAGCUCAAACAGAAGAACUCAGACAAUGAGCCCACCUUAAUGGAAGAAGAGUUUGAGAGACUCCCCACCUUUAAAAACUGGAGGACAUUCAACACGGGGAUAUCUGAGGAAAACAAGAACAAGAAUCGAUCUUCUUCUGUCAUCCCGUAUGACUUCAACCGAGUGUUACUGAAGCUAGAUGAAGGUCACAGUCAGGACAGCGACCCUGAUGAGGAUGAAGAGGACGAGUCAUCAGAUGAGGAGGAUGAAGACUCCACUAAAUACAUCAAUGCUUCCCACAUUGAUGGCUACUGGGGCCAGCGUGCCUUCAUCGCAGCACAGACUCCACUGCCAGACACUACAGAUGACUUCUGGCUGAUGGUUUAUCAGAAGAAAGCAUCUGCUAUCGUCAUGCUUUCAGACAGCAGUGAGGGAGAUAAAGAUAGUGACUCUGUGUAUUGGGAUGCAAAUAAGAAAACAUUUGGAGACGUUGAGGUGGAAGUUACAAACAAAGAAACCUCAGCGACGUUCAUCACUCGCAGCAUGCUGAUCCGUCAUGUCAAGAGGAAAGAGAGUCGGACGGUGGCACAUUUCCAGUUUCUGAAGUGGGAAAACAAAGACCUGCCAGAAAAAAGCCAAGACUUCAUAAAUAUGAUCAAGGACAUUAAGCACAACUAUGGAGACCAAAUACAGAGGAGCAUGCCCGUUGUGGUCCACUGCACUAAUGGUUCGUCACGUUCAGGGAUCUUCUGUGCACUCUGGAACCUGCUGGACAGCGCAGAAACUGAGAAGCUGGUGGAUGUUUUCCAAGUGGUCAAAACUCUACGCAAGGAGAGACAGGGAAUGCUCUCUAGCCUGGAACAUUACCAGUUCUUAUACAGCGCUCUGGAGGGUGCCUUCCCCGUCCAGAAUGGGGAAGUAAAACAGGUACAUGCUGCUGCAGCCGACAGAGUUCAGAUAGUCAAUGAAACCAAAGCAGAAGAGCAGCCUGUUGAGGUGAAGGCUGAGCAGCCGGCCAGCACUACCAGCACAGACCAGCAGGGGGCAGCAGAGCUCACUUCCCUGCUGGAUGAUGGCGGGGAGAAGGAGAAAAAAGAGGAGCCUAAAACAGAGUCCAGCGCUCCCUCUGAUACAAAACCACUGGAGGACACCAGCAAUGGUCCUGUUGUCACUGUGGAGAUCUGAGACAUUAAUUCUGUCAUUUCACGGUAUUGAAAUGUUGAGUUCAGUUUCAUGCGUCUAUAAAUUACCUUACGAAUGUACUGUCCCCAAAAAACUGUAAAACUUUAAGGCAGUGGGGGCUUUGUGAAAAUUAGUUGAAAAGUGUAAUCUCAUAUUUUUAUCUCGUCACAAAAAAUUAUGAAAUAAACUAUAAGUUAUAAACAUUUAAUAUCAUAAUGUGUAGAGAUGUUUUAUGUAGGCCAAGUUUAUCAGAAUUGCUGUUGUCAAACUUUUGGACAUGAAUUUACUGUAUAGUGAGUGAAAUUUAAGAGUAAAGUUUAGACCAUUUUAAAAAGUUUUUAAAUCUGUAACCUCAUAUUUGCUUUAAUUUAGUUUAUAUGUUUUUUUUUUGUUUGUUUUUUUUUUUUGUGCUACUACUGUACACACAAGCUUAAGUGUACAUACAGCUGUUAUAUUGGAAAAAUUUAGCUGUCAAGUUCAAAGUAUGUGAUGUGACAUUGUAUUUCUAUUAAAAUUAUAUGAGAAAAUA
Messenger RNA from Melanotaenia boesemani (Boeseman's rainbowfish), 4967 nucleotides. It is a transcript of the gene ptprc, whose product is annotated as protein tyrosine phosphatase receptor type C. Gene Ontology annotation, molecular function: protein tyrosine phosphatase activity; protein binding. The transcript is spliced from 33 exons. The coding region runs from base 251 to 4441 and encodes 1396 amino acids. Lineage: Eukaryota; Metazoa; Chordata; Actinopteri; Atheriniformes; Melanotaeniidae. The record is from RefSeq and is a predicted model, not a curated record. Gene Ontology annotation, biological process: protein dephosphorylation; positive regulation of peptidyl-tyrosine phosphorylation; negative regulation of protein kinase activity.